This is a messenger RNA of Nannospalax galili (Upper Galilee mountains blind mole rat), 5349 nucleotides long. It is a transcript of the gene Top2b, whose product is annotated as DNA topoisomerase II beta. The transcript has 36 exons. Gene Ontology annotation, molecular function: ATP binding; DNA topoisomerase type II (double strand cut, ATP-hydrolyzing) activity; DNA binding. Gene Ontology annotation, cellular component: nucleus. The record is from RefSeq and is a predicted model, not a curated record. NCBI's taxonomy places the organism in Eukaryota, Metazoa, Chordata, Mammalia, Rodentia, Spalacidae. Gene Ontology annotation, biological process: DNA topological change; resolution of meiotic recombination intermediates; sister chromatid segregation. Bases 201 to 5039 code for a protein of 1612 amino acids.
GCCGCAACGCCGGCCUUUCCCAAUCCUCGGCCGCGCUAGGCCCGAGCGCCGCGCUCGAGUUUGAGGGCGGCGGGCGGCGCGGCCUCCUCGUCGGCAGCUCGGGACAGGCUAUGGGGCGCGGGUAGCGGCGCGGCGCUCAGCGGUCGGAGCGAGCGGCCCGGGAGCGGGAGCGGCCUUGGGCCUGCGCGGGAGGCGCUGCCAUGGCCAAGUCCGGCGGUGCGGGCGGCGACGGGACCCUGACCUGGGUGAACAAUGCUGCAAAAAAAGAAGAGUCAGAAACGGCGAACAGGAGUGACGCUUCAAAGAAGCUGUCUGUCGAGAGAGUGUACCAGAAGAAGACACAGCUGGAGCACAUUCUUCUUCGUCCUGACACAUACAUUGGAUCAGUGGAGCCACUGACACAGUCAAUGUGGGUGUAUGAUGAAGAUGUAGGGAUGAACUGCAGAGAAGUCACCUUUGUUCCAGGGUUGUACAAGAUCUUUGAUGAAAUUCUGGUUAAUGCUGCAGACAAUAAGCAGAGGGACAAGAACAUGACCUGCAUUAAGGUUUCUAUUGAUCCUGAAUCUAACAUCAUCAGCAUUUGGAAUAAUGGGAAAGGCAUUCCAGUAGUGGAGCACAGGGUAGAGAAAGUUUAUGUUCCCGCUCUGAUCUUUGGACAGCUUUUAACAUCCAGUAACUAUGAUGAUGAUGAGAAAAAAGUUACAGGUGGCCGCAACGGUUAUGGUGCAAAACUUUGUAAUAUUUUUAGUACAAAGUUUACAGUAGAAACAGCUUGUAAGGAGUACAAACAUAGCUUUAAGCAGACAUGGAUGAAUAAUAUGAUGAAGACUUCUGAAGCCAAAAUCAAGCAUUUUGAUGGUGAAGAUUACACAUGCAUAACAUUCCAACCAGACCUGUCCAAGUUUAAGAUGGAGAAACUUGACAAGGACAUCGUAGCCCUCAUGACCAGAAGAGCAUAUGACUUGGCUGGUUCCUGUAAAGGUGUCAAAGUCAUGUUCAAUGGGAAAAAGCUGCCUGUAAAUGGAUUUCGAAGUUACGUAGACCUGUAUGUGAAAGACAAAUUGGAUGAAACUGGGGUAGCCCUGAAAGUUAUUCAUGAACUUGCAAAUGAGAGAUGGGAUGUUUGUCUCACUUUGAGUGAGAAAGGAUUCCAGCAGAUCAGCUUCGUGAAUAGCAUUGCAACCACAAAAGGUGGACGGCAUGUGGAUUAUGUGGUAGAUCAGGUUGUUGGUAAACUGAUUGAAGUCGUGAAGAAGAAGAACAAAGCUGGUGUGUCGGUGAAGCCGUUUCAGGUCAAAAACCAUAUAUGGGUUUUUAUUAAUUGUCUCAUUGAAAAUCCAACCUUUGAUUCUCAGACUAAGGAAAACAUGACUCUGCAGCCCAAAAGUUUUGGGUCCAAAUGCCAACUCUCAGAAAAAUUUUUUAAAGCAGCCUCUAAUUGUGGCAUUGUAGAAAGUAUAUUGAACUGGGUGAAGUUUAAGGCUCAAACUCAGCUGAAUAAGAAGUGUUCAUCAGUGAAAUACAGUAAAAUCAAAGGCAUUCCCAAACUGGAUGAUGCCAAUGAUGCUGGUGGCAAACAUUCCCUGGAAUGUACACUGAUAUUAACAGAGGGGGACUCGGCCAAAUCGCUAGCUGUGUCUGGAUUAGGUGUGAUCGGGAGAGACAGAUACGGAGUCUUCCCACUCAGGGGUAAAAUUCUCAAUGUCCGAGAAGCUUCUCAUAAACAGAUCAUGGAAAAUGCAGAAAUAAACAACAUUAUUAAAAUAGUUGGUUUGCAAUACAAAAAAAGUUAUGAUGACGCAGAAUCCCUGAAAACCUUGCGUUAUGGGAAGAUUAUGAUCAUGACUGAUCAGGAUCAGGAUGGUUCUCACAUCAAAGGCCUGCUUAUUAAUUUUAUCCAUCAUAACUGGCCAUCACUUUUGAAGCACGGCUUUCUUGAAGAGUUCAUCACUCCCAUUGUCAAGGCAAGCAAAAAUAAGCAGGAACUUUCCUUUUAUAGUAUUCCUGAGUUUGAUGAGUGGAGAAAGCACAUAGAAAACCAGAAAGCCUGGAAGAUAAAAUAUUACAAAGGAUUAGGUACCAGUACAGCUAAAGAAGCAAAGGAAUAUUUUGCUGAUAUGGAAAGGCAUCGCAUUUUGUUUAGAUAUGCGGGUCCCGAAGAUGAUGCUGCCAUUACCUUGGCUUUUAGUAAGAAGAAGAUUGAUGACAGAAAAGAGUGGCUAACAAACUUUAUGGAGGACCGGAGACAGCGUAGGUUACACGGCCUACCAGAGCAAUUUCUAUAUGGUACAGCAACAAAGCAUUUGACUUACAAUGAUUUCAUCAACAAAGAAUUGAUUCUCUUCUCAAACUCAGAUAAUGAGCGAUCUAUACCAUCUCUUGUGGAUGGCUUUAAACCAGGCCAACGAAAAGUUUUGUUCACCUGUUUCAAGAGGAAUGAUAAACGUGAAGUCAAAGUCGCCCAGCUAGCUGGAUCUGUUGCUGAAAUGUCUGCUUAUCAUCAUGGAGAACAAGCCUUGAUGAUGACGAUUGUGAAUCUGGCCCAGAACUUUGUGGGAAGUAACAACAUUAACUUGCUCCAGCCCAUCGGUCAGUUUGGAACUCGGCUUCAUGGUGGCAAAGAUGCUGCGAGCCCUCGUUACAUUUUCACAAUGUUAAGCUCCCUAGCAAGACUACUUUUUCCAGCUGUGGAUGAUAACUUGCUUAAGUUCCUUUAUGAUGAUAAUCAGCGUGUUGAGCCCGAGUGGUACAUCCCCAUCAUCCCCAUGGUUUUGAUUAAUGGUGCCGAGGGCAUUGGGACGGGAUGGGCUUGUAAGCUGCCCAACUAUGACGCCAGAGAGAUUGUGAACAAUGUCAGACGGAUGCUGGAAGGGCUGGAGCCCCAUCCAAUGCUUCCAAACUAUAAGAACUUCAAAGGCACCAUCCAGGAACUUGGUCAGAACCAGUAUGCUGUCAGUGGUGAGAUAUUUGUGGUGGAUAGAAACACAGUAGAAAUUACGGAGCUUCCUGUCAGAACGUGGACACAGGUGUACAAGGAGCAGGUUCUAGAACCUAUGCUAAAUGGAACAGAUAAAACCCCCGCACUAAUUUCUGAUUACAAGGAGUAUCAUACUGACACAACUGUGAAAUUUGUGGUGAAAAUGACGGAGGAGAAGCUUGCACAAGCAGAAGCUGCUGGGCUGCAUAAAGUUUUUAAACUUCAAACUACUCUCACUUGCAAUUCCAUGGUACUCUUUGACCAUAUGGGAUGUCUGAAGAAGUAUGAAACUGUGCAAGACAUUCUGAAAGAAUUCUUUGAUUUACGGUUAAGUUAUUAUGGUUUGCGGAAAGAAUGGCUCGUAGGAAUGUUGGGAGCAGAAUCUACAAAGCUUAACAAUCAAGCCCGUUUCAUUUUAGAGAAGAUACAAGGGAAAAUUACAAUAGAGAAUAGGUCAAAGAAAGAUUUGAUUCAAAUGUUAGUCCAGAGAGGUUAUGAAUCUGACCCAGUGAAAGCGUGGAAAGAAGCACAAGAAAAGGCAGCGGAAGAGGAAGACACACAAAACCAGCAUGAUGAUGGUUCCUCUGACUCGGGAGCUCCCUCAGGCCCUGAUUUUAAUUAUAUUUUAAAUAUGUCUCUGUGGUGUCUUACUAAAGAAAAAGUUGAAGAACUCAUUAAACAGAGAGAUACAAAAGGGCGAGAGGUCAAUGAUCUCAAACGAAAAUCUCCUUCAGAUCUUUGGAAAGAAGAUUUAGCAGCAUUUGUUGAAGAAUUGGAUAAAGUGGAAGCACAAGAACGAGAAGAUAUUCUGGCAGGAAUGUCUGGAAAAGCAAUAAAAGGUAAAGUCGGCAAACCUAAGGUGAAGAAGCUCCAGUUGGAGGAGACGAUGCCCUCACCGUAUGGGAGGAGAAUUGUUCCUGAGAUUACAGCUAUGAAGGCAGACGCCAGCAGAAAGUUGCUGAAGAAGAAGAAGGGUGAUUCUGAUACCACAGUAGUAAAAGUAGAAUUUGAUGAGGAAUUCAGUGGAGCACCAGUAGAAGGUGCAGGAGAAGAGGCAAUGACCCCAUCAGCUCCUGUAAAUAAAGGUCCCAAAGCCAAAAGGGAGAGAAAGGAGCCUGGGACCAGGGUUAGGAAAACACCUGCGUCAUCUGGUAAACCUAGUGCGAAGAAAGUGAAGAAACGAAACCCUUGGUCAGAUGAUGAGUCCAAGUCAGAGAGCGACUUGGAAGAAACGGAGCCUGUGGUGAUUCCAAGAGACUCUUUGCUUAGGAGAGCAGCUGCUGAAAGACCCAAGUACACGUUUGAUUUCUCAGAAGAGGAGGACGAUGAUGCUGAUGAUGAUGACGACAAUAAUGACCUAGAAGAACUGAAAGUUAAAGCAUCUCCCAUAACAAACGAUGGGGAGGAUGAAUUUGUUCCUUCAGAUGGCUUAGAUAAAGACGAGUAUUCAUUUUCUCCAGGCAAAUCAAAAGCUACUCCAGAAAAAUCUUCACAUGAUAAAAAAAGUCAGGAUUUUGGGACUCUCUUCUCAUUUCCUUCGUAUUCGCAGAAGUCGGAAGACGAUUCAGCUAAAUUUGACAGUAAUGAAGAAGAUGCUGCUUCUGUGUUUGUACCAUCAUUUGGUCUGAAACAAACAGACAAAGUUCCAAGUACGACAGCAGCUGCUAAAAAGGGUAAACCACCUUCAGAUACAGCCCCGAAGGCCAAGAGAGCUCCCAAGCAGAAGAAAGUUGUAGAAACUGUGAACUCGGACUCAGACUCUGAAUUUGGCAUCCCAAAGAAGACCACGGCACCCAAAGGUAAAGGCCGAGGGGCAAAGAAAAGGAAAGCAUCUGGCUCUGAAAAUGAAGGUGACUAUAAUCCCGGCAGAAAAACGUCCAGAACAACCAGCAAGAAACCGAAGAAAACAUCUUUUGAUCAGGAUUCAGAGGUAGACAUGUUCCCUUCAGACUUCACUUCUGAACCACCCACUCUGCCGAGGACUGGUCGGGCUCGGAAAGAAGUAAAAUACUUUGCAGAGUCUGAUGAGGAAGAAGAUGUCGAUUUUGCAAUGUUUGAUUAAGUGCCCCAAGAGCACGAACAUUUUCAACAAUAUCUUGUGUUGUCCUUUGUCUUGUCUCAGACUUUUGUACAUCUGGCUUAUUUUAAUGUGAUGAAGUAAUUGAUGGUUUUUUAUUACUGUGGUAGGCCUUUUAACAUUUUGUUCUUACAUACAGUUUUAUGCUCUUUUUUACUCAUUGAAAUGUCAUGUGCUGUCUGAUUGGCUUGUAGAAUUGUUAUAGACUGCUGUGCGUUAGCACAGAUUUUAAUUGUCCUGGUUGCAGACUACAGACCUGCUUUUUGAAAUGAAAUUUAAACAUUAAAAAUGGAAC